CCUGACACCUUAAAGGCCGGUCUGUGAAAAUAUUAUCGGACAUAAACCGGUCUGUGGCGCAAAAAAGGUUGGGGAUCGCUGAGCUAACUGAUCUGUUGUGGCGACAUGCUGGCGUCUUGUGACCUCAACAACUAAGAAGGAAGAAUGUUGAGUCAUUACGUACCAUCAGCCCACCUGAAACACUGAUCCUGGCAUUCUGGAGAACAAAAUGAAGAAGACCUCAUGUACACACAUACUUAACCACACAGGAUGCCUGUAACGUUUCGGAUUGAUUUUUUUCUGACCACCAAAACUUGUGUUGGUUUAGAAACUCGCUGAAACUCUGACCUUCUAAUUCCCUGAAAGCCAGUGCAGCUUGAAGUUUCUCAGGCAGGGGAAGAGAUGGUCGAUCCGACUCCUGCUGAAAACAAAUAGGGUCAGGGUUUUUUUCUUUUCUUUCUUUUUCUAUUUUUUUUUAAGACAUAACAAACGGACAACUCUUAUUCACAUACGUUUUGACUGAGCUUUGCUCUCGGGAUAAUACAACUUCAGUGUUUUGUUUUUUCAGAAUUACUUUAAAGAUUCGACAUGUCACCUGUCCAAGAUACAAAACAAAGAGAAAUGCUCCUUAAAUGAUAAUCCUGAAAAAUACAGUUGUUAUAGUCUAAGUAUGGUGGACGAGUUCAGUAAUUUCGCAUUCAAACAAAGAAACAUCCAGACAGGCAACAGACUGUGGCUGGGGUGGAUAUCAUCUAUUAGUAUCCUUUGGGCUUUUGGGCAGGCCCCAAUAUUACUGAUGCUUAACUGAAGCUCGGUGAUGACCAAGCCUUUCAGUCCUGGUCUGUGCAAAUCUCAUUCAAGUUUUGAAUCUUUCCUGUAUGCCUCUCUAAUGUGCAGACUGUAAUUUUAGAGUCUAAAAAGAUCUCUUAAAGCUGAUUUGAGUUUAAUAAACAUGCUUGGGGAAUUUUAUUUAAAUUCUGAUCUAAUUGAUUUUAAAUUUAAAUACAAUACCACAAAUCAAUAUGUUAGGGUAAUAGUUGAAUUGGUGAUUCUAAGGUAGGUGUGAAUACGAGCACAAAUGGUCAUCUGUCUCUGUUAGCCCUGCUAUACACUGCUGAUCUGUCCACGGUGCACCUCUUGUCCAAUUGCAAGUGUAAUAUCCCGCAGGCCCAACGUAACCCUAAAUCGGAUAAUUGGAAGAAAAUGGAAUCUGCAGACAAGUUGACUAAUCAAGAAAAUAAUCUGCAGUUGCAGCCUUACUUGCAAUGUGCUGUGAAGCAUUUUUCGAAAACGCCUUUUCCUUUUUUCAUGUCUUUGUACAGGCAAAAUGCUUCAUAGUAAAAUCUUUAAUUUGUAGCUCUUCUUAGAGGAAUAUGAUGGUAGUCAGUGUGGGAGUUGGAGUCAUUUUUAAUGGUGGAUAACUCAUUUUGGAGCAAAGCCAUUCAUAUGUGUGUUUUUCUCCAGCACUGAUCUCUCUUGAGAAACAAAUGCUGGGAAUUGAUCUUUGAAGUGCUCAGGCUUACGAAGUGGGGAACCACAACUUAGCUGCUCUUCUGCUUGCCUGCUGAGAUAAUCUGUCCGAGUGAGAUUGAUUUUUGAUUUGGCUGAAGCUUUCUGAAGAUGCAGCUCCUUUUUGUUUUAUUCAUAAGUUCACUCAUGACUCUUCCACAGUAGCUGAUGCUAAUAGCCUUGGUCAGCCUUCUUAUCUCCGGUUCCUCAGCUGAUUCAUAAUGCCUUAAGGCGUGGGAGCUCAGUACGCUCAUUUAGGAUGGCAAUUAUAUGAGAGUGGCAGUGAUCAUUCUCGGUAUCUCCGCUCAGUGGAGAGGAGAUGGGAAAUUGCAUUGAGUAUCCAGUGUUAUCAGUGAUAAUUCUGCAUGUCUGACAGAGAAGAUGGAGGCUUCUACUGUGACUUAAUCGUAAUCCUCUGAUUUUAGUGCCGGUGUGAGAGAGAGGUGCUGAAAACCUCUUCACAGCAGCGUCUUAUUGUCUCCUCAGCAGGGAAAGUUUUUCCCAGUGCACAAGUAAAAGGCUACUGAAGAGCAAAAGCUAAUGGGUUGCCAAGUUGCAAUAGUCACUUCACCAGGGGAAAUUAGGUCUUCCCACCCAGCCUGGGUCCUAUAAGAAGAGGAAGGAUAUGGGGCACACAUACACACAAAGUUGAAUGGACAGAGCUUUUAUUUAUUUAUUUAUGAGAGGAAGACCAGGGAGGAACAACAAUGCUAAUCCUGAUGAGGAAAUACAGCUCCUUUGUGUUUGGAGUGGGCUUGUUGUCAAGCAAGCAGCUGCUGACAUCAUGUGAAUAGACAGUGCCCAGACCACAUUUCAAGGGGGCUGAGAGGCAGUGAGCAGGAGGGCAAAGAGCUGAGCACACUAGUGUUAUGGUGCUCUCAGAGUGCAACGCUCUGCACUGGAGGGUGAACCGAUUCAGGAGCGUUUGUCUUAAAUACUUUGCGUCUGUGUGCAGGGACCUGAGAGGAGAUGAAGCAACUCUGAUUACUUUGGUGUAAUGAGAGCGCUGGUCAUGGGCAGAUGAUGGAUGUGGAGACGUCGUAUUCAGACUUCAUCAACUGUGAUCGCACAGGCCGCAGGAACGCAGUGCCCGACAUCUCAGGAGAGGGGUCAGUAGCGACCAGCACCAGUGAACUUACCAAAGACAUGGCAGAGAUGGACCUGAAGGCUGCAGGAGGAGACCCAGGGUCCUCCCCAGCCCCAGAGGCGGAGGGCUCCAAUAGCCAAGCUGCCCAGGGAAGCGGAGGCCCAUCCUAAGCUCAGCCAGAGACCGAAGGGAGGCAGAGAAAUGUAGAGAGGAAGCAGGUGAAAGUAGAGAGACAUGGAGUAAGGAAAUGGAGAGUGUUGGUAUUGGUUCUCUUGACUGGACAUGAGGACACUUUCGCUCACUGCCGGCCUCUUUGGAGUUUCAGGGGCUCCAAAUGUUCGCCUUUUUAUUGAAUCCGAUUGUACCACGGGGAACAGAACAGAGUAGAACUGACAGCUGAGAUGCUGCGCUUUUGCUUUAUACUCUGUUAGUUAUUUAUAUUCCUGACGAGAGAAGAAAGCACAGAAACUUUGGAUUAAGGUCUGCGGAGAUGGACUGAGCUAAACAGAAUUCGUUCAUAACAACACUCGAAAUGUUGCUCCAGCCUAAUGUGGGACUGUCAUGGAGGGGUAUUCAUUAUCAUCUGUUUGUCAUUUUCUUUCUAUGUAUGUGUGUGUUUGUGAUCCUGGUGUUCAGUUUCACCGUCGAGUCUUUUCUUUAUAUAUUUACCAACAUAGUCCCCAUUUUACUGUCGUGUAUGGAAAUUCAUAUUUAUUGCUAAAUGUUCAGUGAUAACUUUGUGAUAGCAAUUUUCUUUGUGUAAUAAAAUACUUAUGAAUUACUGCAACGUUCGUAUUUUAUGUUUUCGUUGAUAAUUAACUAUAUUUUGCAGGUUGCCGUACUUAAAAUCUGAACCAGAGCAGGCAUAGAAGUUGUGAAGGUGGUGACUCUCAGCCAAACCGGGAUUAAUGAGUUCGGGGUUAAGCUGCACCAGAACCAUAAAUAAAACUGAACGCUGCUUUUGUGUGUAUUAGUGGCCACAGGAAGCUAAUGUUUACAUUUCCACAUAGCUUGGCCCCUUACUCCCAUUUAUCUCUUCAUACAAUAAAGAAAUCUUUAGUUACAAUAUUUGGGGGUUACGAGGCUUUUGAUAAAUGAUUAGAUCACAGAGAUUACUUCAUAUUAAUGAUCGGGCUUCCUUUGAAAGAUAUUUAAAGUUACCGUUGAUUUAAACUGUCACAGAAAAUAAAUGAUGGCAAGCAGGAACAUUUUAUAGUAGCUUUUAUUUUGUUUUCUUAUAAAUUCCAUAAAUGUGGUUAUAAAUGGAUGUGCUUUUUAAAAUUUUUUAAUAAAUACAUACAUCAAACAAGAGUAAAGAGAGAUGUUGUCUAUCUAGGUAACAGAAGUGUGCCACCUAGUGUACACAUGUAAGGCUAAACUUUUGGUAUUGAGCUGUGUUCGCCUGACACGCCCUGAAGUUUUGCACAUACAAGGGAAAAAGCACAUGUCUCUAACACUGGAUUACGAUACUUCACCUGCAACUGAACAGUGGAUAUUGAAAGUGAACUAUAUUUUGCAGUUCUUAGCCUCCACUGCUUUCAGUUAUCCUUCAUGUCAUUGUUUUCUUCAAACAUGAACGUUUAAGGUGUGAACUACAAAUAACCUCCCCUAUUUUUCCUUUUCCAGUCUGGUUAUGUGUUAAACCUGUUACUUAGAAGUGUAAUUGUGCAUUCAAUGCUUCCCUGAUUCUCUUUACAACAAAAGGAUGUAAACACAAGAUGAUAAAUACAGGAUGUAUUAAAAAAAAUCAUCAGAUUUCAAAAGGCUAUUUUCGUUUAAACAAUGGACAUAGACGCUUGCAGUAAAGUUUAAAAUAUAUGGCUGAAUAUAAAAUUUUACAUACAAAACGUUCACAAGUGAUCAAUGUGUUGUACUCGGGCCACACGGCGUAUGUCCGUACGAGAGUCAAACUCCUCCCACACUUUUGCGAACGUGUCUGGAGUCAACGGCUGCAGAAUUAAAGCACAUUGAAAUCGGAUGAUUCUUUUUGAUUCACCCUGUAUAUCCAAAGUUCUGAUAUAACACAAUAUGUUUCAUUCUAUAUUUUUGGACACAGCAGGGGACCCUGACUAUGUCCAAAACAAGCACCCAUAACUAACACAUUAAAGCUAUGCAAAUACUAAGUAUGAUUAAAAAGAAAUCUGGGAUCCGGCCCAUAAAAAUGCAAAAAACCCAAAUGUACAUUUGGGUAUUCUUCCUUUCAAGGUUAUCUUCUUCUGCAUCUCUUUACCACUUCCAGCACAGCUGCUGUUUUUAGAUUCCUUCAUAGACAUCUUAUUCUGUCCCCUUGUCUUCCUACCACUGCAGUAUAUGCUCCUCCUACAGCUUCCAGUGUUUUCCUAAGCCAACUGAGAGACAAUCUGGUGUUUCCUGAAUCUGCCUGAACCACCUCAGUGAGAUCUGUUCAAUGCAAAAGAGUAGCUCCACCAUGAAUGAGCUCCUCUCCCGGUCAUUUUAAAGUUAGCCCAGACACCUUCAAUUAGAUUUUCAUUUUACGAGGCAGAUGAAGCCACAGGGAGCCAAUUCUGGUAACCAGGGCUGGUUUUGAGUGAAGAUUUUGUGUUUUUUGUGUUUAAAAAAAAAAAAAUCUGUGCCUUUAAUGCCACGUGUGCCAUCACAGCUGAUGUUUUCUCUCUGUUGGAGGUCUGUGGUAAAAGUCACAAGCGUACACAAUGGGCCUUCUAUGGAACAAUAUAAAAAUAGCCGUGGUGCUGGAAGCGAUCUAGAGAUGUGCAAGAAGAAGAAGAAAAAAAAAAAAGCACAGCCAAAUUUAAAUUAUGUAUAGUUU
Molecule: messenger RNA, 5363 nt
Organism: Haplochromis burtoni (Burton's mouthbrooder)
Lineage: Eukaryota; Metazoa; Chordata; Actinopteri; Cichliformes; Cichlidae
Gene: pkig
Product: protein kinase (cAMP-dependent, catalytic) inhibitor gamma
Exons: 3
Coding region: 2509-2745 (78 amino acids)
Biological process (GO): negative regulation of cAMP-dependent protein kinase activity
Cellular component (GO): cytoplasm; nucleus
Molecular function (GO): cAMP-dependent protein kinase inhibitor activity
Source: RefSeq, a predicted model, not a curated record